This is a messenger RNA of Xyrauchen texanus (razorback sucker), 3270 nucleotides long. RefSeq names its product carbonic anhydrase XII (gene ca12). Bases 121 to 1617 code for a protein of 498 amino acids. Gene Ontology annotation, cellular component: plasma membrane. Lineage: Eukaryota; Metazoa; Chordata; Actinopteri; Cypriniformes; Catostomidae. The transcript has 9 exons. Gene Ontology annotation, molecular function: zinc ion binding; carbonate dehydratase activity. The record is from RefSeq and is a predicted model, not a curated record.
CUCUGUCAUCGCGCUGACGUCAUUGUAUAACACAACGAGUGGACCUUGCUUGAUAUAAAAGCCGGUUCAGAAAGCUAUGACAGGAGUUAUCAUCAGGGGCGAUUACUGAAACUCUCAACAAUGACAUUUACACUGUUUUUCAUCAUACUGAUCGCGUGUCCUAUUGUCUCCAUGGGGGCGAAAUGGACAUACAAUGGACCUGAUGGAGAGCACCACUGGUCCACACAUUACCCAUUCUGUGGAGGGGCAUUCCAGUCACCCAUUGAUUUCCAAACACAGCUGCUGAGAUACGAUCCAAACCUUCCACAUAUCCAGAUCCAGAACUACAAUCUAUCAGCCAAUGAGCAGCUUACUCUCAGCAACAACGGACACUCUGUGCAGCUGUCUUUGCCCUCUCACAUGCACAUCACUAGCCUGCCUCACAGAUAUUCAGCAGCUCAGCUUCACUUCCACUGGGGCUCCUCCAAUCUACUAACUGGAUCAGAACACACUGUCAAUGGGAAGCGGUUUGCUGCAGAGAUGCAUGUGGUGCACUUUAAUUCUGACAAGUACCCCAACAUCUCAAUGGCGGUAGACAAGCAAGAUGGACUGGCUGUGCUGGGAGUUUUCAUUGAGAUUGGUGAUUCCAACCCCGUUUUUGACAAGUUUCUCAAAUACAUCAAUGGGAUAAAGUACAGAGAUCAGAAAAUACAGGUUCCAGCGUUUAACAUACGUGAGCUAUUGCCAGCCCGUCUGAAUGAGUAUUACCGCUACGAUGGUUCCCUGACCACACCACCCUGCUAUCCCAGCGUGCUAUGGACCGUGUUCAGGAAACCUGUCACCAUCUCCCAAAAACAGUUUUUGGCACUGGCCUCUGCUCUGUAUGCCUCUUAUGCACAAGAAUCUGCUCUUGUGCCACUUCACGGAAAUUACCGGAAGCCACAACUAACAGACAACAGAGUAAUUCUGGUCUCCUUCAAAGAUGGAAUUCAUGGAAUUCUUUCAGUUGCGUCCCCCUUUCAGAGGAGGCAAGUCAUCCAGAAGCUACUGGUGGGUGACCUUGCAGAUCUGGCCGAUGAUGGACUCAGUCAGCUUCUUCCGAAGCUGAAUCCCCUCCCUGGAGUGGAUAUCAAGUUGAAGAACUCCAAGACCCUCGGGAGCCAGGCCACUCAGAAUCAACAUUGGCCGAAGAACAAGGUUCCAAGUAACACUGUUGGGAAGAACAUGCCUACAAGUCCUUAUAUGGGCACAUUUGAUAUGAAUAAAGGGCUGUGCUUUGAAUCCCUAGAGAAGAAUGUCAUUCGUCAGCUACAGAGAUAUCACGCAAAGGGUCAGAUGGUCCAAGCUUUGAGAGAAGUCAUCUUCCCCGAGUUGAACCUCAGGAGUUAUUUGGACUGCAGGUCUGACCUGGAUCUCGAGACCAUAAGGCAACUUGUUCAAGGAAGACCAAGGGAUGAAGCCAUCGAGCUCGAACAAUCGCUGACCAAAGCCAUGCGUAGACAAAUUAGAAAGCAAAUCAAAUGGCAAAGAAACCCAAACCUAAAAAGCAUCAUGGGGCAUCCUCAAGACACGAUCGUCAAGAAACACAACUUGGAAUCUUCUUACAAUAGACUGCAACAUGUUGAAAGGGAAGAUUAGAGCCAAAGAGGGCCUCAACUAUCCCUGAAAGCUUAUGUUUUUGGCUGUCCGCUGUCACGCACACUCAGAAUAUUUAGUCAGCUUGGCUCCUAGGGCCAGCAUAACAACAUAACUAAUGUUUAUUUAGUUUGACGGGACCCGUAGCAGUACUACUCUAACAUUUUUGUUUAAGAGACUCAGAAAGCCUUUGUCUAAAACCUAUUUUGCUUUUGCAGUGCUUAAAAGUAUAGUUCAUGCAAAAAAUUAUUUACAUCUCACAUUUGAUUUUAUGACACUAUUGUUUAUGUUUAGAGGUUUUGUUGAUUUAAAACUUGAUGAAGCAUUAACUUAAAAGUGAAAGUUCACCCUAAAAUGAAAAUGCUCUCAUAAUUUAUUCACUCUCAUACCAUCCCAGAUGUGUAUGACUUUCUGCAGAACACAAACAAAGAUUUUCAGAAGGAUAUUUCAGCUCUGUAGAUCCAUACAAUGCAAGUGAAUUUGAAGCUCCAAAAAGCAUAUAAAGGGAGCGUAAAAUUAUUUAAUAAGACUCCAGUGGUUAAAUCCAUGUCUUUAGAAGCGAUAUGACAGGUGUGGGUGAGAAACAGGUCAAUAUUUAGGUCCAGUUUUACUAUAAACUCUCCUUCUACCCAGUUGGUGGUGAUAUGCAUGAAGAAUGUGAAUUGCCAAAAACACAAGAAGAAGAAAGUGAAAGUGGAGAUUUACAGUACAAUGGACUUAAAUAUUGAUUUGUUUCUCACCCACACUUAUCAAAUCACUUCUGAAGAUAUGGAUUAAACCACUUGAGUCUUAGUCAUACACAUCAGGGAUGGCAUGAGGGUGACUAAAUAAUGAGAUAAUAAAAUUUGUUAGGUGAACUAUCUCUAUAAAAACAUCCUCUUUCUGCAUAAAUUGUAAAAAAUUUGAUGCACCAAACAGUGGACAUUUUAUCUCAAGUCAUAUGGGUUUGAAACUACAUGAGUAAAUUUCCCUCAGAAUUUUACUUUUGGGUCAACUUGCCCUUUAAAAUGCAAACGCGACAAAAAUAGACAAUGUUGUAGCAGCGAUUUGGUGAACAAAUAAUAUUCAUGUUAUGCACCUGGUUUACAGAGGUUUUUUUUGUUAGUUUUUUGUAGUUUAGUUUCAGUUACUUUGAGUGGACAGUAUGUUAGACUUAGACACAAUGUUUCCUAGAUUACAAUCCAAACGGAUGUAGACAAAACCACAAUAUUGACAUUUUUCAAACUUUUCUCAUCCUGCAAACUAUCCAAUGAUAAGUCUGGACUAAAAGCUGGUCUGUUCUAAGCAUUAGUGAGUUUUUUGUGGGAGGUUAACCAUCUUAAUAUGUAAUAAAUCCAAUGCACAAAAGACAGAAUUCCAUACUGUCAUAUUUUUAAAUUUUAUUUGGGAAAGUUAAGCUUUAUGUCACAGUAAUUGUUUUCUGUGGUUAAAAGCGGUUAAGAGAUUAAAAGGGACAAAAUAACUAACUCAGCACUUUAAGUAUUUUUAACAUUCUUUAGUUCUCUAACACUGCGUUUUGCUGCUUUUAGGUGUGAUUUGAGACCAGAAAGAAAGCAGACACUGACUCACAUAUAGACCUAUAAUAUUUUUAGUACAAUGUCUAGAUUGUGAUGAAUUGUAAAAUAAAAGCACAAUAUAAAUGACAAAUGUAUUGCU